Messenger RNA from Leguminivora glycinivorella, 776 nucleotides. RefSeq names its product glycine-rich protein 2-like. The transcript is spliced from 4 exons. Bases 149 to 658 code for a protein of 169 amino acids. The record is from RefSeq and is a predicted model, not a curated record. Lineage: Eukaryota; Metazoa; Arthropoda; Insecta; Lepidoptera; Tortricidae.
GUGACGCGGUGACAUAUCUUUCGCAGGACAACGAUCCGUAUGUGUGGUCGCCGGUUCGUCCUAUAUAAGACGGAGGUAGGAUCUCACUGGGCAGAAGAUUUGUACCGGUUUGAGUGUGUGCUAGUCGCAGAUUUUGAAACAGAUCACAAUGAAGGUGUGCACAGUAGCGUUGGGAGUGCUGGUGGCGUGCGCAGCCGCGAUGGCGCUGGAGCCCAGCCCGCUCAUCCGAGCCCUGCAGCCCGGAGAGGUGGUGGAACAACCCACACAGCUAGUCCCUGUAUAUGUUCAGUCCGCUGAUGGACAGGGCCCGAGGCAGAAGAGAUCCCUGCUGCUUGCUGGAGGAGCCGCCGGUCUCGGUGGUCUCGCCCUCCUCGGCGCCGGUGCUCUCGGUGUUGGUGUGAUCGGCGCUAAAGCCGGGUUCGUCGGCGGCGCCCUGGCGGCCGGCGCUCUGCAAGGCAGGGGCUUCGGCGGCGGCUACGGCUACGGCGGCGGCUACGGCUACGGCGGCGGCUACGGCUACGGCGGUGGCUACGGCGGCGGCUACCACCACGGAGGCGGCUAUGGAGGCAGCUACGGUGGCGGCUAUGGUGGAUACGGAGGUGGCUAUGGAGGCUACAGGUCCUACCCCACAUACGUUGUCGAAGAAAGUUGGUGCUGAUUGCUUCAUAGCAAUUGUUGUAUUAUAGUUCAAAGACUUUGUUGUUUUGAGUGAAGUGAGCUAGGUAUUUAUGUGAAACUCAGUGCGGUGACAUACGAAAUAAACGCCUACAAGUACA